AUGUCAUGCCCUUUAUCUGAACGGAAUAUUAAUAACCUCUUGGACGAUGAAAAUAAUGAGAUUGUUAGCUCAACUGAUACUACUAAGUCAGUUGAUGAGAAAGUAGAUGAUAAACUUUCCGAAACUAAGGAUUCCUUAGAAGACAAUAAACCCAAAGACGAAGAGCACUUGGAAACAAUUGAGGAGGCAAAAGAAAAGGCUGAUGGAUUAUUAAGCAACAUUGUUUCUGCAGUGCGUCAUGCAAUUGAUGGGGUCCAGAAAGAUAUCGAGGAAAAAACUACUGACUUAAAAGGUACUGUUCUAGAAACUGAAAUCACCGUUAAAGAAAACGCCAUUGAUAAAAUUGAUUCACUUAUUAAAGAAACAAACAAUAAAACUAAAGACAUUAAAACGCAAGAUAAAGAAGCCAAAAAAGAAGCUGCAGGCCUUUAG
Messenger RNA from Brassicogethes aeneus, 432 nucleotides. Lineage: Eukaryota; Metazoa; Arthropoda; Insecta; Coleoptera; Nitidulidae. The record is from the annotation of a GenBank genome assembly.